AUGGCCACCUUCAUCGCGACUCCAGCCAGCAUCCCCCCUCAAAAUGCCCUCCUCAGACUCCAGGAUAUACCAAAUGCGCCACCGAAUUGGCACCCUCUGAACCCAUUGUCGUUCAUCCUGCGCGCAGCUCAGAUAUACCCAGAGAAAGUCGCACUCGUUCACACAGACGUCCAGCAGCCAGUCAUCUAUACCUUCUCUGUGUGGGCACAACGGAUCCAGAAUCUCGCAUACGCCUUGAUCAAGGCUGGUAUUAGACCAGGAGACCAUGUAGGCGUGAUUGCUCCCAACUCCCCAAUGAUAGCAGACGCGCAUCACGGUGUACUUGCUGCUCGAGCAGUCAUCACUCCCAUCAAUACGCGUCUCAAACACUCAGAGGUGGAAUAUAUUCUCGGGCACAGUCAGUGCCGUCUGCUCUUGGUCGACUACGAAUAUCUGCACCUCGUUGCCGGCACCAAGAUUCCAGUAAUUGUUACCAACGACACAGGGAGAGCGGGCGAUCCUUACGAGGAUUUCCUCGCUGACGGCAGGCGCUUCAGCAAAGAAAAGGGCUGGCCUGGAUUGGAGGCAGAGCCUGACGAGAAUGCAGCCGCUGUGCUUUGUUAUACGUCCGGCACGACGGGAAGACCUAAAGGUGUCCUAACCACACUCAGAGGCUCGUAUCUGGCGGCAGUGGCGAACGCCUUCGAGGGGCAAAUGAACCGUCAUUCUACGUAUCUGUGGUAUGAGCAUUCUAUCGUAUCAUAUUAUUGUCCACCCAACCUCGGACCUGACAGGAUAUUGCCGAUGUUCCACGCUGCUGGAUGGACGUUCCCAUGGACGAACGUUACUUUACGCACGGUCAACUAUACCCACAUCUGGAACCAUUUCCUGCACUCUGGAGUAACACACUACUGUGCAGCCCCAACUGUGCAGAUAGGGAUUGUCAAUGACCCUCAGGCGAGACGUCCCCCACAACCCAUCACCGCGAUCAUAGCGGGUGCGGCACCGACGGCUCAUCUUAUUGCCGAACUCGAGAAAACAGGAAUCAAGCCGGUCCAUGUAUACGGCCUAACUGAAGUAGGUGUUACCUAUGGUCCAUUUACUCGCAAUUAUGAUGACCCGUCCUGGGCGAACCUUUCGCUGGAAGAGCGCGCUCGCCUGAUGGCGCGUCAAGGGCACGCUUUCGCCACAGCAGAGGAAGUUCGCGUUGUGUAUCCUGUUGAGGGAGACGCCGUCUCGAAUGGACCACUGAAGGAUGUUCCUCGAGACGGAAAGACAGUUGGGGAGAUCGUUACAAGAGGAAAUAUCGUUAUGAAGCAGUAUUUCCGUGAUCUUGAAGCCACAAAAAAGGCAUUUGCUGGUGGCAGUUUCCAUACAGGAGAUCUUGCCGUCAUACAUCCCAAUGGCUCUGUGGCGAUCAUGGACAGAAGCAAGGAUAUCAUCAUAUCCGGCGGAGAGAAUGCUUCUUCGCUUGCUAUCGAGCAAGAAUUGGCAAGCCACCCGCAUGUCCUAGAAGUCAGCGUUGUGGCCCGCAGUCACAUCAGAUGGGGAGAACGGCCGAUGGCUUUCGUUGUUCUUCACCCUCAACAUGCGGCCAAGUGGAAAGGCCGUCAUCAUGAAUUCGGACAAGACAUGAAGGAGCACGCAAAAAAGAGACUUCCUGGCUUUGCAUGUCCCGAGUGGGUUGAAGUAAUGCCAGAACUACCGAAAACCUCCACCGGUAAGAUUCUCAAGACAGAGCUACGCAAGAUCGUUGCCAAGUUGUAG
Messenger RNA from Cyclocybe aegerita, 1746 nucleotides. Lineage: Eukaryota; Fungi; Basidiomycota; Agaricomycetes; Agaricales; Hemipholiotaceae. The record is from the annotation of a GenBank genome assembly.